This is a messenger RNA of Spea bombifrons (plains spadefoot toad), 966 nucleotides long. It is a transcript of the gene NIT2, whose product is annotated as nitrilase family member 2. Gene Ontology annotation, cellular component: mitochondrion. The record is from RefSeq and is a predicted model, not a curated record. Gene Ontology annotation, biological process: oxaloacetate metabolic process; L-glutamine metabolic process. The coding region runs from base 54 to 905 and encodes 283 amino acids. The transcript has 10 exons. NCBI's taxonomy places the organism in Eukaryota, Metazoa, Chordata, Amphibia, Anura, Pelobatidae. Gene Ontology annotation, molecular function: omega-amidase activity.
CGAAGACAGAACUUCCUGUUUGAGUUUUGUGUGACAGUUCUGCGGGUCGCAGUAUGCAAGCAGGCAGAGCCAUGGCGAAAUUCCGAAUAGCUUUAGUGCAGCUCCUUGUCACGUCUGACAAAUCCGAUAACCUGAAGAGAGCGUACCGGCUGGUGAAGGACGCAGCGCAGCGAGGGGCCCAGAUUGUGGCACUGCCAGAAUGCUUCAAUUCUCCUUAUGGCACCAAAUAUUUCCCUGAAUACGCAGAGAAGAUUCCCGGACAAUCCACGCAAAUGCUGUCAGAAUUAGCCAAGGAAUGCUGCAUCUAUGUUGUUGGAGGCUCAAUCCCUGAAGAGGAUGCUGGAAAGCUGUAUAACACUUGUGCGGUUUUUGGCCCAGAUGGGGCACUGCUUGUUAAACACCGAAAGAUUCAUCUGUUUGAUAUCGAUGUACCUGGGAAAAUCUGCUUCCAAGAAUCCGAAACCUUGAGCCCCGGAGACAGCUUCUCGGUGUUUGACACCCCUUUCUGCAAAAUCGGCGUGGGUAUCUGUUAUGACAUUAGAUUUGCAGAACUUGCCCAAAUAUAUGCAAGGAAAGGCUGCCAGUUGUUGAUCUAUCCGGGAGCAUUUAACAUGACGACCGGGCCUGCCCACUGGGAACUUUUACAGAGAGCAAGAGCUUUGGACAACCAAGUCUAUGUUGCAACAGUAUCUCCAGCCAGAGACGAGAAGGCGUCCUAUGUGGCAUGGGGGCAUAGCACGGUGGUUAAUCCAUGGGGAAAGGUGAUUGUUAAGGCAGGUGCCGAGGAUACUGUCAUUUUUGCAGAAAUCGAUUUAAAAUAUCUUGCUGAAAUCCGCCAACAAAUUCCUAUUGGGACGCAGCGCCGUCUAGAUCUUUACAAUGUAGAAGAAAAGAAGCAUGAAUAAAGUUAUGGAUGCCUACGUUUAAAAGUAAACCUAUCUGAAUAAAUACGUGGAUUUAGACUCG